CAGAGUCUACCUUGGGUGACUUGGAACAAGAAGCAAAAGAAAAUUUUCAGUAGCUAUUUAGUCGCCAAAGAAAAGUAGCAGUAGUAUUUCGGCAUUUGAGUCAUGAUCAGCAACUCAUCAUAACGUAACGUGGCAACUACCACGUUAAUAUAACAAGCCGUGUUCUUCUUCUUCUCAGCAUUGUUCGUUGCUGCUGACUUAUUCUCAGCAUUUUCAGGUGAGCUUGCAGAAUGGGAAGCCCCGAUGACCAGAUGAAUCCUUGCGCCAUCUGCCUGGGCAGCAUGGUCGCCGAUGAUGGUGGUCAGGCCAUCUUCACGGCCGAGUGCUCCCACGCGUUCCACUUCAGAUGCAUCUCCGACAGCGUCGCCCACGGCCACCUCCUCUGCCCGCUCUGCAAGGCGCAGUGGCGCGACCUGCCACUGGUGCGGCCGACAUCACUUCUGUCUGCGAUAACCACGCAGUCACAGUCAGAGGAGCGGCCACCUUCACCUCCACAGCCUGUGGAUCGAGCCGAGAGCGAGCGCGUCCGGGCGGAGGUGCACGAGAGCAUUGCCGCGGCGAGGGCGGCGGCAGAGCGGGGCGCGACCCAGGAGGCGGUGAACAUACUCGACAAGCAGCAGCUAGCGGUGCUGCGAUCGGGAGCAGCACGGAUCGGCGACCCCAUCAUCGUGGAGCUGGGAGCCGAGCUGCUUAAGAUGCGCAGGCAAGCGCACGCGCUGAACCAGCAGAUGCCGGCGCGCAUGCUGGCCGGCAUGAGCGCACGGACGCAGCAGCCACGAGCACGCAUGAAGGGCCCCCGCAUGAGCGUGACGAUGCCGCCACGCGCACGCAUCCAGGUCGCCGGUAUGAGCGCGCGCGCGCCGACACAGCGGCGUGCCAGUUCGAGGCAGAAGCGGCAGCCAAGCGCGGGCAGCGGCAGCGGCAGCCUGACGGCGGCGGGGGUGAAGAAGCGGAAAGCUCCGAACCCAAGGUCCCAAGGGCGCGCGUAAAUCCCGGUGACUGCACGUCUGAUCCCGAGCGUGGUGGAGAUUGAUUUGUAAUUAAGACACUGCUGCGUUUUUGUGAUGAUUUUUUUUGUGCUUGUUGAUUUGGUGUAAGGAAUUCCACAAUCUGCUGUACGCUUGUACAACGAGUAGUACCAUAUGUCCCCGCAAAAAAAAAAGUAGUACCAUAUGGUGUGGUUGUACAUGUAUGUGUGUGCAAGUUUAAAAAACUUGUACUUCAGGUGAGCAAGUACAUCGUUGA
Molecule: messenger RNA, 1245 nt
Organism: Aegilops tauschii subsp. strangulata
Lineage: Eukaryota; Viridiplantae; Streptophyta; Magnoliopsida; Poales; Poaceae
Source: RefSeq, a predicted model, not a curated record